Paraphaeosphaeria sporulosa is the source of this 885-nucleotide messenger RNA. RefSeq lists its product as uncharacterized. Lineage: Eukaryota; Fungi; Ascomycota; Dothideomycetes; Pleosporales; Didymosphaeriaceae. The transcript has a single exon. The record is from RefSeq and is a predicted model, not a curated record. The coding region runs from base 1 to 885 and encodes 294 amino acids.
AUGGCAACUAACCAAGCGGCUUCUCAAGACGCCUCUCCGAUGUAUAUCCUGAACAACUACCCACACGACAAGUAUCAUCCCCUUUCCGUGGCCGGGUCCGGGGCCUUGGCAAUGGUCUACUUCUCAGUGAGCAAUCAAGAUUAUGAUGCUCUUGGCAAGACCAAAUCGACUAAUACUUUCGAUGAGUUGCGAACCAAGCUGGUCGCCGUCAAGGUGUACGCCACCAUGCCUAGUAAUUGCGCGGAGCUUGAGGCCUUGCAGACCAUUCAGGAGAGUGCUGGCAAGGAUAGCCAUCGGCUACUCGCAUCACUAGUUGAUUACGGAACUAAGUGGGUUGCAACCAAGGCUAUCACCCCGUCUUUGAGUGUUUACGAACUCCAAAAUCCUACUCCAGAAGCGCUGAUCCUUCACACUCUACUGGAAAUGAUGAGGGUGUGCCAUGUCUUGUAUGAUGGCUUUGAGACUCCGAUGAUCCACGGGGAUUUACAUCCAGGUAAUAUGCUCAUUGACGCAGGUUCCCAGACAGAAUUCGGACUCCCAGGUAUCGUAGUGAUUGAUUUCGAUCAGACCAAGUCCGCGGGGGGAUUCGAAGAGGCAUGGGAACACUUCUGCAUGUGGGCUCGCCUCCUGUUGAGCAUGCUGAAUCGAACCGGCUACGGAACGCCUAUCGAGGGCUGGGACCAAAUUAACGAUUAUCUAUUCAGCUCUGCAAGCCAAGCAUCAUUCGAAGGCAUGUGCGGUGCCAUUCAAAGCCAACUCGCAAAGUCAUUGGCUAGCCUGAUACCUGAGAGUGUGCAUCUCAUUGGGCAAUCCAUUAGGGUUGCAGCCGCCAAGAAGGAGGCAAAUCUCCGACUUGUGUUUCAGCAGGCCGGCCUACUGGGAUAA